Molecule: messenger RNA, 1559 nt
Organism: Erigeron canadensis
Lineage: Eukaryota; Viridiplantae; Streptophyta; Magnoliopsida; Asterales; Asteraceae
Product: ATPase GET3A
Exons: 7
Coding region: 265-1341 (358 amino acids)
Biological process (GO): post-translational protein targeting to endoplasmic reticulum membrane
Cellular component (GO): GET complex
Molecular function (GO): ATP hydrolysis activity; ATP binding
Source: RefSeq, a predicted model, not a curated record
AGAAUUCUUUGUUUCCAAACCAAAUCUCUUCAAUCACCCUUUUUUCAAACAAGCCCUAAAAUCACCCAAUGUGAUCAAACACAUACAAAGAAAUUUUAAAAAAUAGAAAAGAUCAAAACUUUAUCUUAAUUUUUCAAUUCCAUUGCUACCCAGAUCUCAAUCUUGAAAACCCCAUUAAAAUAAACACGCAUUUUCAUUCCCAUUUUCAAAAAAUAUUAGGGUUCGAUUUUGUGCGAUUAGAUAAUUUGAUGAAACAAGGGCAAGAUGGGUGGCAGAGACGACAUGCCAGAAGGGACGAUGAAAAACGUGUUGGAACAACAAUCUUUGAAGUGGGUUUUUGUUGGUGGGAAAGGAGGUGUUGGGAAAACAACAUGUAGUUCUAUAAUUUCGAUACUUUUGGCGUCUGCGAGAUCAUCUGUUCUUAUAAUAUCAACUGACCCUGCUCAUAAUUUAAGUGAUGCUUUCCAACAAAGAUUUACUAAAGCUCCUACUUUGGUUAAUGGCUUUACCAAUUUGUAUGCCAUGGAGGUUGAUCCCAAUGUAGAGGAAGGAGAUGAUGCGCAAGAAGGAAUGGACGGUUUCCUGUCAGAUUUAGCAAAUUCAAUACCUGGGAUCGAUGAGGCUAUGAGUUUUGCAGAGAUGCUAAAGUUGGUGCAAACAAUGGAUUACUCGGUGAUAGUUUUUGAUACUGCUCCCACUGGUCACACACUUCGGCUGUUGCAAUUUCCAUCAACCUUGGAGAAAGGUCUUUCCAGAAUGAUGAGCUUAAAGAGUAAAUUUGGUGGCUUGUUGGGUCAGAUGAGUCGUUUGUUUGGAGUUGGAGAUGAGUUAGGAGAGGAUGCAAUCCUUGGAAGGCUUGAGGGCAUGAAGGAUGUGAUUGAGCAAGUGAACAGGCAAUUUAAAGAUCCGGACUUGACGACUUUUGUAUGUGUAUGCAUCCCAGAGUUCCUUUCGCUAUACGAGACAGAGAGAUUGGUUCAGGAGCUCACUAAAUUCGAGAUAGAUACACAUAAUAUCAUUAUCAAUCAAGUGCUUUUUGAUGAAGAAGGUGUUGAAUCCAAGUUGCUCAAAGCUAGAAUGAAAAUGCAACAAAAAUAUCUAGAUCAGUUCUACAUGUUAUACGAUGACUUCCAUAUUACAAAGUUGCCCUUGCUGCCAGAAGAGGUUUGUGGAGUUGAAGCACUAAAAGCAUUUUCAAAGCACUUCAGAAAACCAUAUGAAUCUUCUAUCACUCGAGGGACAGUAGAAGAGCUAGAACUGAGAGUUUCAAGGCUACAAGGACAACUUAGAGAAGUGGUAUCAGAACUAGAAAAGGCCAGAAAAGGCAAACAAGUACUCUAAAUAUUUCCUUUAAAUUUAUUUCUCACAUUAUUUUUUUCCCCCAAUAAUCCAAAUUAUUCUUGUAAGAUUGUUAUCAUUCUACACUGAACGUCGGUAUGUAGUACAUACAAUUGCAUAAAACAUGUUUCAUGUUCGUAUUCAACAAUCAACAUACAUAUCUAUGUAUAUGCAUUUGUUGUAUUAUUACAUUUGUAUUUAAAUAAAUACAUUUGUUGUAA